AGGUGUUGGGCCGGGGGUGCGGGCUACUGUAUUCUCCCACUUCCCUUCGGUGGGUGCAGGGUCCUGCUCAAAACCUCCGGAACGCGUUUUGGCCUGAUUUGAGGAGGGGGGGCGGGGAGGAACCUGCUGCUUGCGGCCCCGCCCCCUUCUCCGGCUAGUCCGAGAGUGGAUAAGCCCGCCUCCUCCUUCGGCCGGCCGUGGGGCCGCGUCCCCGGGCAACUCGGCAACCGAGGCCUCGGCUUCUGACUGCAGGUAUCGGCGGCGAGACCCCAGGGUACAGCCCUGUUCGGCCCCAUGGUGGGUUUCGGGGCCAACCGGCGGGGUGGCCGCCUGCCCUCCCUCGUGCUGGUGGUGCUGCUGGUGGUGAUCGUCGUCCUCGCCUUCAACUACUGGAGCAUCUCCUCCCGCCACGUCCUGCUUCAGGAGGAGGUGGCCGAGCUGCAAGGCCAGGUUCAGCGCACUGAGGUAGCCCGCGGCCGUCUGGAGAAACGCAAUUCGGAUCUCCUGCUCUUGGUGGACACGCAUAAGAAACAGAUCGACCAGAAGGAGGCUGACUACGGCCGCCUCAGCAGCCGACUGCAGGCCAGGGAGGGCCUGGGGAAGAGAUGCGAGGAUGACAAGGUUAAACUACAGAACAACAUAUCAUAUCAGAUGGCAGACAUACAUCAUUUAAAGGAGCAACUUGCUGAGCUUCGUCAGGAGUUUCUUCGACAAGAAGACCAGCUUCAGGACUAUAGGAAGAAUAAUACUUACCUUGUGAAGAGGUUAGAAUAUGAAAGUUUUCAGUGUGGACAGCAGAUCAAGGAAUUAAGAGCACAGCAUGAAGAAAAUAUUAAAAAGUUAGCAGACCAGUUUUUGCAGGAACAAAAGCAAGAGUCCCACAAGUUUCAAUCAAACGAUGGAAAAGAAUUGGGUGUAAGCGAUCAUGUAGUACCUAAAAAUAUUCCAAAAAUAGCUGAGAAUGCUGCAAAUAACAAUGAAGAGCCCUCAAGCAAUCAUAUUCUACAUGGGAAAGAACAAAUCAAACGAGGUGGUGAUGCAGGAAUGCCUGGAAUAGAAGAGAAUGACCUAGCAAAAGUUGAUGAUCUUCCUACUGCUUUAAAGAAGCCCCCUAUGUCAAUUUCUAAUCAUGAAAGUCAUCAAGCAAUCUCCCAUCUUUCAACUGGACGACCUCUCUCCCCAAAUAUGGUUCCAGAUUCACACAUAAACCACAAUGGAAACCCUGGUACUUCAAAACAGAACCCAUCUGAUCCUCUUCAGCAUUUAAUUCCAGGCCCAAACUUGGAGAGUGAACCCAGAAUUCAAACAGAUAUACUAAAGCAUGCUACCAAGGAUAGAGUUGGUGAUUUCCAUAAAUUGAAGCAAAGCCGAUUCUUUGAUGAAAAUGAAUCCCCUGUUGAUCCGCAGCAUGGCUCUAAACUGGCGGAUUAUAAUGGGGAUGAUGGUAACGUAGGUGAGUAUGAGGCAGACAAGCAGGCUGAGCUGGCUUACAAUGAGGAAGAAGAUGGUGAUGGUGGAGAGGAAGACGUCCAAGAUGAUGAAGAACGAGAGCUUCAAAUGGAUCCUGCAGAGUAUGGAAAGCAUCGUUUCAAUGAUGUCCUUUAAGUCCUAAAGGAAUACUUCAGAAAACCUAAAGUGCUGUAAAAUGGAAUCAUUUCUACUUCAUCAUUUUUGACUUUUGUUGUAAACAUCAGUUGUAUCAGUUGAUAAACUGAGAUAGACUUAAGGAAAAACUUUGAUUGAGGAAUGUACCCAUGUAAAUAUGUGAACAUUUUCAUAUUGUAUUAUCAAAGCAGAGACUUUUUUGGUUAUGAUACAGUUGAGCCAAAAACAGUUAAUCUUUGCAUUUAAAGCAAACUAAUGUAUAUUUCACAUUUUAUUGAGCCUAAUUCUUUCCACAGACAGACAAACAGGAGAAAAUGGUUGUACAGGUUAUAUGUUACAUAUAGCAUAACCACAGUGAGAACAGUUAUUCAGCUGAAAACUUUUUAUAUACUAAUAGUUUCUUGUUAGUCCAACAGGUGUUCUGUUCUAUCUGCUCAUUCCAUGCUUUUGAAGGAGUUAUGCCUAAAAUAGUAAAAUAAAGGAAGGGAAACUGGAAGCCAAACACCAGGCAAUGUGUACAAAAUCACCUCUCUACUCCUUUUAUUUUACAUGAGUGCUGGUGUGUUUUGGUGAAUAAACUUUCAGCUGAAGCCUACGGAAGUUGAGAUAACCUGCAAAUACAUAAUAUUUAUGAGUUAUACCUAACUUAGUUCUUGAAAUUAUGGAAUGCACAAUUGACAAUAUAAUUUCAAUUUUUAGUUUUUCAAGUAAAACCAAUACUGUUUAACUAUAGCGAGCACUAGCUAAAAUUUUUAUAUUUUCAGAAUUCAAGUUGGUGAAGAUAUUCAUGAUUUAAAUGUCAGAAUCUGAAAGGGACUAAAUCUACUUUGAAAUGAAUCCAUAGUCAGUAUUUCAAAGCUUUUCUGGUACUUUUAGUGAUCUUAUUUGACUAGACUUUUUCAGAAUUACUAAGUAAGGAAUUUUAACAGGUUUUUAUUAAUGCACAGAUAAAUAGAAGUACAGUAAAGUCUACAGCCAUUUUAUUAAAAUAGCUUAAAAGUUUGUAA
Messenger RNA from Galeopterus variegatus (Sunda flying lemur), 2612 nucleotides. RefSeq names its product cancer susceptibility candidate 4 (gene GOLM2). Bases 295 to 1605 code for a protein of 436 amino acids. The transcript is spliced from 10 exons. The record is from RefSeq and is a predicted model, not a curated record. Lineage: Eukaryota; Metazoa; Chordata; Mammalia; Dermoptera; Cynocephalidae.